CCUUGCGCCAUUGAUGAUAGCAACCUCGAUAUUGAUUUUGGCACAUGAUGAACUCUGGCAAUGUCACAGCUGAGAUCUGUGGCUCAAGAAUGGUUUAUGGUGUUGCCAUCUUUAGGCUUACACUUCAAUUAUCGCUGCAUGACUCCUAACUUGUAUGAGGCAUACGUGUACAAAUGAUGUCUUGUCAGAUAGAGGGAGAUAGGGAGGGCUUUUGAGUUUUGUUGCAUUGCCUUCAACAACGGUUGGCUUUGAAUAGUUUGACCGUGCCAAGGGUACACAACGCCACGGCUUCUGCUGCACAGUCUUGUACAGCAAGCGUGACCCUCGUCCUUGAGGAGGGCAGGAAGCGAACAUGAUUUCUUGGCUCUCACUAAGUGUAGAGAUUCGCAGGAGGGCGCGACGAUUUCUCUUGCACAGUAACACUGUUCCUCCGUACAGGCCAGCCCCUUACAAACACAAUAAAACCCCAUACAAGUACAGUGUAUGGUCAAUGUGCAUCAGUGUAUGCCAGGAGUCACUGGCAGUCAACUCAGAUCAGGGGCGCAUCCUCAAUUCCUCAUUCCUCCAUGUGUCAUUGAGUCACUCUUUAGGCAUUCACUUCUGUGACCGUGUGGCAUGUCCAUUCAGCACCAUUGAUCCUGUCUGUAAACAAUCUCAAGUGCCUGGGCUUUUUCCUGCACUCCUCCUGGGGCAACUGGCUCUUCUGCCAGGGUGACUAGCAUUUUUCUUGGUGGCUCCUAAACCGCACAGAUUGUAAGGUUGUGCUGUGUUAGCAUGUAGUGUGUUUUAGUCUGGUCAGGCGGAAUGGAAUUGCCCCUCUCAUUACUCGUAUCUCAAACACAUACAGUACCUACUUCUUGCAUAGGCUAACCUAACCUAGACUGAAGCAGGAUCGGAAGGAAAGAGAACACUUGGCCAGUCAGGCUUUGCAGCACAUCAACAUGCAGAUACGCAAUGCUGCAACCAACUCAGCUCAGCACAACGUCAGUUGCUGGCGUCUUCUGCAUGGAAAUGAGCAUGUUUCAUCAGCUUGGGAGACUAGAGGGUUUGGGAGAAUUUGCACAUACUUGAGGAAAAUAGCAGCGCUUGAGCUAGAGCAAACACGAGAAAAGAGUGCCUUCCGCUGUAGCUUCCACGAGUGUAUUCAUCUCUUGUCAGGCAAAGGCCAGGCCCAGCUAUGUUAGUUGCCUGCUGUGCAUGCAGGGUGUAGUUGGUUCCGCCGUGUAAGGAGCGUCAUCAUGCUCUGUUUUACACUCAAUGGCCUCUCAGAGAGCGUCCGCAGCAGUGGCAUUAUUAUAUCAUUAUUAUUAUUUUCUGACCUGGCAGGUGGCUAGGUGGUGUACAGAGGUUUGGGAUCCUGGCUUCCGUUUCCUUGGCAUUCAGUGACUGAGUUCAGCCCAGAGGUGCAAUUAUGUUUACAGCACAUGCACGCUCACACACUGUCAUUCAGUCAGUUCACUGUCAGGCAGCUGCUUGACCCUGGGUGCUUGUGAAGCAUGGCUAUUAUAUGGUGAGGCCUGGAACUGUAAUCAAGGUGAAAGAUGUAAACACUUUGCCUCUCCAAGUCUCCAUACACCUAACUCUACAGUGUAGUGGUGUUGGCCUUGGGCAUGAUGAAUCUAAGAGAGUGAUACAGCAGUUUAGUGGUGAUUAGCACGCAGAGUGGAUCUGCCACUGUUAUCACACAGUACAAUGCACGGAUUGUCCUCAUUAGAGAUCCUGUGGCCCCUGGAUAGGGUGCUGAUAAGAUCUUGGCCAAGUGAGUCCAAAAGUACUUCAUCUCCAAGGGGGCAGAAGGUCGCAGAUCUAUUUAGUCAACAGCAGACACACCAGCUCAGGAACUCUUCACCAAACAUGCGCCAGUCGUCGCUCUGCUCCAUGUCACGCCAUCACUCCAACUCGCGCACAUCCCUCGUGUCCAUCACCAGCCCCGACCAGGAGCACCGCAACACGCCCGACAGUGGGAACAUAAUGAGCAGCAGUGGUGGCGGUGGCGGAGGAGAGCAGCGCCUGCACCUCACGCACAGCGGAGACAGCGGCUUUGGCGGCAGCGCUGCGGACCUAGUCGGGUUGGCCGCAGCGGCGGCCAGCAACCAUAGCAACAUGGGAGACCAGCCAUCACCUCUCUCUGCCUCGAGUCCUCACGGCGAGGGAUCGCCGGGAAUUCCCAGUCCCGUCGGUGGGUAUUCAAUGACGGGGCGUCGACCGCAGCGGAGAAGUCGCACAAACUUCAGUCCAGAACAGCUGCGCAUCUUGGAGUCGUCGUUCCGCGAGUGCGAGUACCCGGACAUAGGAACACGUGAGCAACUAGCCGAAGACUUUGCCAUCCCGGAAGCACGUAUUCAGGUCUGGUUUCAGAACCAUCGUGCCAGGGCGCGCAGACGCAAGCGCAGCAGCACCGAUUGCCGCGAACCUCGUCAGGCCACCGUGAGAUCGCCGCCUCGCCAGCAGCAACAAGCCGCAUCGCGUCCUCGCAGCUCUGCACCAGCGCAGCAGCGAUCGGAGCCACCGGCAUCCAGCAGCAGCCAACAACAACAGCACCACCAGGCACCCACAUUAUUUGAACGACGUCACCAAGCUGCACAGCAGCAGCAUCAUGUCAAGCUGGAGGAGAGCAAACCACACCACGCUCCCGUUGUACGGUCGUCGUCCCCACCGCUAACUGCUCGCCAAUCACAACCCAUCGGAGGGCCUCCACCAUUGCUACACCAGCCCAACGAGCCUGCAGUGAAAGUUGACCACGGCGGAGAAGAGGUCGAUGUAACGACUUGCCAACCAACGACAACAUACACAUUCCCGUCGCCGGCAACAAGGCUAAGCCCUGUGCAGGUAACCAUUACACCUUCUCCCCCACCGAUGCAGCAGCAGCAGCAGCAACCACAGCAGGUCACACUGACGCCACACGAAACCCCUCCGGCCAGCACCGGUGGUCAGCCGCAGCCUCAGUACAUCCCUGCACAGCAGCCAAUGUUUGUAGCAGUUCAGAUGCCGCCGGGAGCGGCAAUGGCAGGGCCUGCCAGCGCGUCACCGGCAGUACCUGUGAGCGGCGGAGCGCCACAACAACCACAGGGAAUGCACCCGGCACAGAUGACCAUGAACUACCAGCCGAUACUGUCGUACGGCUCUCCCAACCAGUACGCUGCCAACAUGGAAUGGCCACCGACACCGCAGAGUGCUGCGGCCAUGGGCCAAGCGCCCAUCAUCAUCCCACCGCCAGUCCAGUAUCAGAUGCCACAGCAGUGGGUGAGAGUCUACCCUGCUCAGGCACAGGAUUCACAAACACAGCAGUGAAUGCCUACGCCACUGCAAUGGGCUGAAUUGGACCUGUACAAAUACACAGCAAUGAGUGCCUAAGCCACGAAAGUGGGCUGAGUUUAAUCUUCAUGAACAGAACAAUGAGUUUUCUAAGCCACGGCAAGACACACCCACCGCUGAUCUUUACUGUUCCUGUAACAGUGUCGUCUUGAGUUUCCUACUGCUUUGCAUUGCAGCGACCGGAUCAUGUAUACCGGCUCAAUGAAUAUGAAUUAUGGAUUUCCCAGUCCCCCCGAAACCUUUUAUCUCCGGCUAUAUCGAAGACAUUCUCUCUGGCUCAAAAUCUUCUCUUUCCUUCCAGUUACUCAUUGGUCAUACUAUAUUCUAAAUCGUUGUCCUUUGUGAAAACUUAGCUCUCACAGUACACGCUCUGGUAAAUAUCCCAUGGACGGUCUGCUUUCCACAAGGUUGUCAAGGUAAACAUGGAGAAUACUUUUGCAAAACAAUUUGAGCGAUGGCCCAUAGGCCGUAUUGUGCUGUCCAUAAUUUCUGGAUGCUUUCAUUGGUAAUCCGUGCUUUCCUUGCGUUCUUGGUUGAAAAUAUUGGUUCCAUCCCCCCCCCCCUUUAACCCCCCCCCCCACCCCCCCCCUUAACCCCUCGCUACCCUCUACAAUUACAGUGAUAUCACACGUUCGAGAGAAAGAUAUUUUUUAUGCAA
Messenger RNA from Sycon ciliatum, 3973 nucleotides. Its product is annotated as bromodomain-containing protein 4-like. The record is from RefSeq and is a predicted model, not a curated record. Gene Ontology annotation, biological process: regulation of transcription by RNA polymerase II. Bases 1693 to 3291 code for a protein of 532 amino acids. Gene Ontology annotation, molecular function: RNA polymerase II transcription regulatory region sequence-specific DNA binding; DNA-binding transcription factor activity, RNA polymerase II-specific. The transcript is spliced from 3 exons. Lineage: Eukaryota; Metazoa; Porifera; Calcarea; Leucosolenida; Sycettidae.